AUGAAUUGUCCAUCUCGUACCGAGGAGCCAGAAGGAACGGGUUACAACCAAAAUCCCAGCUCGUUGUCCGCCGAUCUCACGACCCGCAAUGACCUCAACGGAAUGGCAAACGCUAGGGUAUUGAGAAGAAUUUCGAGCAGCGAGAUUCAAACCACGGAGCAAGAAUAUGAUCCUAAUCUACCUCCUCCAGAGAAGACACUUAUGGUAGGGGUCGAGGGGGAGGGGGCUCGGGGGAGUCGUGGUGGUGGAAGUGGCGGUGGGGGAGAUGGAGGCACAGGGCUUCAUGAGAGGGACAAUGAUUCAAGCAACCGUCAUCCAAGUCCAAACCUCUUCAUGAAAGCUCGAAAGAUUUGUAUAACUUUUGGCAAAUUUGUUGGCCCAGGAUUCAUGGUAUUUUGAACACAUUCUUAGGACUGGAAUGAGAAAACAAGAACACUAAUUAUCAUUCAUAGAUCGCUGUGGCUUACAUCGACCCGGGAAACUAUGCAACAGACGUGGCUGCCGGUGCUACUUAUCGUUUCAAGCUUCUCUUCAUUGUGUUGAUGUCGAAUCUCUUUGCAAUUUUCUUGCAAAGCUUGUGUAUCAAGCUUGGAAGCGUUAGCGGCCUCAACCUGGCUGAGAGCUGCAGGGCCUUCCUUCCGUGGUGGUUGAACAUUUUCCUCUACAUCAUGGCUGAAGGAGCGGUAAGCGGCCCAAAGUCAAAUCAGAACGACGGCCACUAACAUGGGAACAGAUUAUUGCUACCGAUAUAGCCGAGGUUAUUGGAACUGCCAUUGCGAUCAAUCUCUUGAUUCCGCAAAUCCCGUUGGUUGCAGGAUGUGCCCUAUCCAUUGUAGACGUGCUACUCAUUCUGCUGUUCUACAAACCAAACGGGAGUAUGAGAGGUCUUCGUGCGUUCGAAUUCUUUGUAAUGGCUCUUGUUCUGGGUGUCGUGGUCUGUUUUUGUAUCCAGUUAAGCUUGAUUGAAAACACGUCGAUUGGUGAGGUUUUCCGAGGUUACCUUCCCUCAUCAGCUAUCAUUGAAUCCGACGGGUAAGCACUCCUUGUUCCUUAUAAUCUGAUAUCGUUUGCUAACAAUUGGUCAGUCUCUAUCAAGCAUGUGGUAUCCUUGGCGCAACUGUCAUGCCUCACUCUCUGUAUCUUGGAUCUGGAAUUGUGCAACCCCGGCUCCGUGAGUAUGAUGUGAAGCAUGGAAUCGUCGCACCUGCGACCGAAUCUGAUACCGAAAGCACCCUCAAGGAUGUAUACCUACCCUCCCUCUCUGCUAUAAACUUCUGUCUCAAAUAUUCCAUCAUCGAGCUUUCUAUUGCCCUCUUCACAUUCGCCUUGUUUGUCAACAGCGCUAUUUUAAUUACGGCCGGUGCUUCUCUUUACGGCACUGAAGCAGCAGAAGCCGACCUCUUUGGUAUUUAUGCCUUACUUUCAAAGAGUAUUGCGCCAGCUGCGGGGACCAUUUUUGCUCUCGCACUGCUCCUAUCUGGUAUCAGUGCUGGAAUCGUCUGUACUAUAGCGGGACAGAUGGUCUCAGAAGGGGCUUUGAACUGGACAAUUGCACCAUGGUUACGUCGUCUCAUCACCAGAAGCAUUAGUAUCACACCGUCUAUUAUUAUCGCGGGUGCCGUGGGAAGAUCCGGUCUCUCCGCCGCUCUGAAUGGGAGCCAGGUGGCCCUCAGUGUGACACUUCCAUUCAUUUCUGCUCCGUUGAUUUACUUCACUUGCCGUAACAAGUAUAUGACAGUGGGUGUCCGCGUGAAUCGGGUACAUGGUGAUGGGGAGUCUGUGAUUGAUGGGCAAUCGCAUGGGGUUGCAGAUACAGCUUCUGUUGUAGAACAGAAGAAAAUGCGAAAUCACUGGAUUACAGCUGGUUCUGGGGUCACUAUCUGGCUCAUAAUCACUGUAAUGAAUGUGGCCAACUUGGUCUUGUUGGGCAAAGGCGAGGGCGCUUAGCCAUAUAUCUUCUUCCUACCCGGUGGUUGGGCGUAGGACGAGCAGAAGGUGCAGACGGUGGAGGUGGGAGUGAGCGAUAGGGACCACUGCCAAGGAUGAAAAUAUGGGAGUAGGUACUUACGAUUAUAAUCCUUUUAGGGGUUCGUAAUUAGGUAGGUUAAUGGGCGUUAUAAUAUAGUAAUAAUGUAUACAGGACUAUGUAGUCUAGUUAUAACUACUCGUGUC
Hymenoscyphus albidus is the source of this 2172-nucleotide messenger RNA. Lineage: Eukaryota; Fungi; Ascomycota; Leotiomycetes; Helotiales; Helotiaceae. The record is from the annotation of a GenBank genome assembly.